AUGUUCGAUUUCGUCGGCCUGUACUCCCGGAUCUCGCUGGCGCUCAAAAAGUUCGUGCGGGACGGACCUGACCCGGUCGGGCGAGGGCGCCGGGGUCCAGGCGGAGGCCGUGCCUAUGGUGUCGCUCUCGCUGCUGGAGUCCCUGGACGUGCUCACCUCGCGCGUGCACGACGCCAUCUCCACCGCGACGUCCACCGAGGACGUUCGCGCCCACAGCGACGCGCGGGAGGCCCGCAGGGAGUGGGCGGACUUCACCGACCGCUGCUGGCUGUAC
Prorocentrum cordatum is the source of this 274-nucleotide messenger RNA. The record is from the annotation of a GenBank genome assembly. NCBI's taxonomy places the organism in Eukaryota, Dinophyceae, Prorocentrales, Prorocentraceae.